AUGGGGAGUGAAAAUGAUGAGGCGGGACUCAGUGAAAAACAUGUUGAGCCAGUGAAGAGUGUGCCAGGAGAAGCACUAAUCAACGCCUGCGCGACUGUUGAAGUAUCUCCCGAGCCGUCAGUCGAAGCUGCACAACCCCUGACGGCUUCAACCCAAAAAGAGUCAUUUGAACUCGUUGGAAGGGCCACUGCUGGUCUUUUAGCAGCUGCAUACUGUUCUCAAGACCCGAAAGUGAUCCACAAACUCGCUGAGGCGCUGAACCUAACAGGGGACCCUUUACUCGUAGGCAGCGAAUUUGCAGAUAGCCCAGCGGAAGGUCGAAAAAACGACAUUACAGAUUCUUCAACAUCUACACCCCAACCGGAAGCAGAAGAAGAAAGCUUUGUCUCGAGCCACGAUCAAGAACUUGCCUGUAACAGCUCAUUCUGUUUACAGCGUGUUCCGCUGGGUUCUGUCUUGUUUUCCGGAAGUCUGACAAUCAGCCAACAGGGUUCUCUGAGUGUGCUUGGGCCAGGCAAGAACACACAUUCGCUCAGAAUUUGUCUUCGUCUCCUACUGUUUUCUCAGUGGCUGCCCUGUCUCCCCGUGUCCCGGCUAGAAACUGCUGCAUGCCAAGUUACUGCAGGACUUCGCCACGGCGUCGGCACAUUCACUUCGGCAGAUGGGAAGUUCACCUACGAAGGAGAAUGGUAUCAAGGGGUGCGCAGUGGCUGGGGUGUCCUGAGCAGCGCUGACGGAAGCAGAUACAGCGGUGAAUGGGUUGCUGGCCGUCGUCACGGAUUCGGGGAGCAGGUCUUUGCGGACGGUAGCAGAUACGAGGGACAGUGGGUGGACGGGCUGCAAGAAGGGCAGGGGCUGAUGGUCUGGAAGGAGCCCUCAGUGCAGUAUGUUGGAGAGUGGAGACAGGGCACUGUCUCAGGAUGGGGUCGCCAAACGUGGAUCGAAGCUCCUGACUUCGACGGCGGAGGGGCCUGGACCGUCGGGCGCAACUUGCAGCAAAACCAAUAUGAAGGGCAAUUCCGGACGAAGGCUUUGAAUGGAGCCACUUCCCGAGGUCGAAUUGAACUUUCAGGCCUAUUUGUUUACGACCGGAUGGCGGAAGCACCGCCCAAUAUUCUUGAUGAUCCUGUACGAGCUCUUGUCGACCUGUCCACUGCGCAGCAGGCCGAGGUCUACAGGCACCUGGAGGAGUACAACGGGCAAAGCCUUUGGAAUCAAGCCCCGGCAUGCGAGCGUCUGGCUGCAAGAACGAUACGCAGUGUCUACCGGACUAUGUUGAGCUCCGGAAGUGACAAGAACUUUCAACGCGCUCGACGGCUUUCCGGUGGGACGCCGGCAACAUUGACAGUUAUAGAGAAAGAAAGGAGGCGCAGUUCGCAAAGCAUAGACUUCCGGUUAACUGAUCUUGCAGCAGGCGCACAAGGUUCACCGCGUACAGCAAUACCUACUCCAGCACCACAACCUGCAACACUGUGGGAAGCGCAAGAUGAAGCACAAGCCACCACAGCCUAUGCAGCAUCUACACUAAAGGCUGAUCAACAGCAGGACCCUGAAAAUCAUUUUCCUGAGGGUGCAGCCGCUCCUGGCAUGGCCAUGAGCACUCCGGAGACCCCAAAACAAACUCUGGGCAGGUCUCAUAAGGCACGGUCAUCCGCUUAUGCAGCUAUUGCUGAAGACUCCCUCCGCCUCCACCGCAGGCCCGUGUUAUUCACUGCGUUCUUAAGGGCUCUAGUUUUGCUGCUGCAGAUACGCCUGCGUAGCCUCCGACGAGAAAACAGAAAUAAUUCAGCUCGUGGCUCAGAGGCUUCAUCUCCUGGGGCUGUCUUUGAGGGCCUCGAUUUAGAUGACCCCAACUGCUUGAGUCUUGCUUGGAUAGCGCUGUGCCGUAAACUCCGGAUUUUCAGUGAUACCCUUGAGAGGCAGAUACAGAAUGAGUUCAGAGGAGCCUCUCACAAUAAUAAAGACCCACAGAAGGAAUAUGAGAAUCAGGCAACUGGAAAAAGCACCCAACAAGCAGAUUCCGGUGGUUCUGGGUCAAGCAGCUUUAGUAGACAGUCUAGUGAGCAGUCCCAUCUGAAAGAAGGCGUGCCUCCGCAACCACCACUUCGAAGGGAAGGCUCGCUGUCUCAGCAGCUGAAAGGAUCCCCCUCAGGACAGGGGAGAAUGAAGCCGUCCAUUAACAGGCAACCGUCAGGAACGGCGUCAACGAGUACCAGGAAGACCCCAGACGCUGCUCGCUGGGUAACUGCCACGGGGGGUGCUGCAGACGACAGUCGACCACAAGACAUAUCUCAAAGCCAAGGCGGCAGUCGUGAAGAAAGCUUUGUGCUUGCGGGAGAAGUCGACGAAAUAGCUGCCUGUGCAGGCCGUCAUGUGGAAGUGUUCCGCCAGGCUGCUUUCGCAGAAAAGUCCUGCAUCCUCGAUGACGCACUCCACAAAGCCUUGUUCUCCAGCUCCCGACAACAGCCCGACUCAAGUAGGCCAGCAUUUUAUUUUGCGUUUUCUCCUGAAACUCAGCUGUAUUCACAACACAUGUUAGAGACUCCGCCAGUGUGCUGA
This is a messenger RNA of Eimeria maxima, 2559 nucleotides long. RefSeq lists its product as hypothetical. The coding region runs from base 1 to 2559 and encodes 852 amino acids. The record is from RefSeq and is a predicted model, not a curated record. The transcript is spliced from 8 exons. NCBI's taxonomy places the organism in Eukaryota, Apicomplexa, Conoidasida, Eucoccidiorida, Eimeriidae.